AUGAGGACCCGUCAGCCGGACAUUUUGUGGGCGCAACGAUCCCACACAAUCUAUCUGACAGUCGCGCUUCCGGACGCCACGGACACGCAACUGAAGCUGGAGCCGGACGGUCGGUUCACGUUUCGGGCGAGGUCGAAGGAUGUUGUAUAUGAAGUGGAUGUGCAAUUAUACAAGAGCGUGAAUGUGUGUGCGAGCACGAUGGAUAAGGCCCGCCGCUUGCCUUUCUGCGUUAUUGAGAAGCAGGAAAGGGGCUGGUGGGAGAGGUUGUUGAAGACGGAGGGCAAGCCACCACAGUUUGUGAAGGCCGACUGGGAUUACUGGAUCGAGGAAGAGGAUGAGGACGCGAUUAGCGACGAGUGUUUUCACAGGUUGAGCCUUAAUAUGAACAAGUUGAAGAUUCCACCUUCCGAGUUGGAGCGCACGCGGGACAGCGACGAUGAAGACGACGACGGCGCUCCUGGGCCUUGUCCCUGA
Molecule: messenger RNA, 474 nt
Organism: Physcomitrium patens
Lineage: Eukaryota; Viridiplantae; Streptophyta; Bryopsida; Funariales; Funariaceae
Source: RefSeq, a predicted model, not a curated record